This is a messenger RNA of Xiphophorus couchianus (Monterrey platyfish), 2738 nucleotides long. It is a transcript of the gene dlat, whose product is annotated as dihydrolipoamide S-acetyltransferase (E2 component of pyruvate dehydrogenase complex). The record is from RefSeq and is a predicted model, not a curated record. Gene Ontology annotation, molecular function: dihydrolipoyllysine-residue acetyltransferase activity. The transcript has 14 exons. Gene Ontology annotation, biological process: pyruvate decarboxylation to acetyl-CoA. Gene Ontology annotation, cellular component: pyruvate dehydrogenase complex. The coding region runs from base 1 to 1920 and encodes 639 amino acids. Lineage: Eukaryota; Metazoa; Chordata; Actinopteri; Cyprinodontiformes; Poeciliidae.
AUGAUUCGUUUAAUUCUCCGGCUCAGACCGUCCGCCGGGUUCUCCUGUCCCCGUGUCCUCCCGGCGGGGCCUUCCACGCUCGGCUCUCGGUCUGUGUCCGUCACCGGCUGUCUGAGGCGGCUUCACUGCUCCCGAGUCGUUUCCCUAGGUUCGAGUUUCGGUCACCGAACGACUCUCCCGCGGUGUCCUCAGCUGGCCGGUGGCUUUCAGAGCAGCCGCUUCUACAGUCUCCCUCCUCACCAGAAGGUGGAGCUUCCUGCUCUCUCGCCCACCAUGCAGACGGGAACAAUCGCUCGCUGGGAGAAGAAGGAAGGGGAUAAAAUCAGUGAGGGGGACCUUAUAGCUGAGGUAGAGACAGAUAAAGCCACUGUAGGCUUUGAGAUGCUGGAGGAGUGCUAUCUAGCAAAGAUCCUGGUCCCUGAAGGCACCAGAGACGUCAAUGUUGGAUCAGUAAUCUGCAUCACAGUUGACAACCCAGAGCUCAUUCCAGCAUUUAAGGAUGUAACAUUGGAGUCCGUUAAAUCUGCUGGUGCUGCUCCUUCAUCUGCAGCUUCUGCUCCUCCUCCUCUUUCACCUGCCACGGCUCCGCCUCCUGCAGCACCAGGCAGCUCUUACCCCCCACACAUGAAGAUUGCACUUCCUGCACUCUCUCCCACCAUGACAAUGGGAACAGUGCAGCGCUGGGAGAAGAAGGUUGGAGAAAAGUUGAGCGAAGGAGAUUUACUGGCUGAGAUCGAAACUGACAAGGCAACUAUUGGCUUCGAGGUGCAGGAGGAGGGAUAUCUGGCUAAAAUCCUGAUAUCAGAGGGAACUCGGGAUGUUCCUCUGGGAGCGCCGCUCUGCAUCAUCGUAGAGAAAGAAAGUGACAUCGGUGCCUUCAAGGAUUACGUAGAGACCGGGGUGGGAGACGUGUCCAUGCCACCUCCUGCUCCCGCUCCCACUCCUGUCACGGCUCCAGUUCCCAGUGCUGCUCCAGCAGCUGCCGCCGCCCCAGCAGUACCAAGGAAAGGCCGCGUGUUUGCCAGUCCACUGGCCAAGAAGCUUGCUGCUGAGAAAGGAAUUGACCUGGCACAGGUCAGCGGAUCUGGUCCUGAUGGACGCAUUACCAGGAAAGAUAUUGAAAGCUUUGUUCCACCAAAGGUUGCUCCUACUGCAGCUGCUGCUCCCAGUCCCACCGCUGUCGGAGCCGCUCCUGCAGCCGCUGCAGCUCCGGCUGCUCCAGCUGGCACCUUCACAGACAUCCCCAUCAGCAACAUCCGCAAGGUCAUCGCUCAGAGACUGAUGCAGUCCAAGCAAACCAUCCCGCACUAUUAUCUCUCUGUAGAUGUUAACAUGGACCAAGUGCUUGAACUUAGAAAAGAGCUCAAUGAGGAAGUGAAAGCCCAGAAUAUCAAGCUCAGUGUGAAUGAUUUUAUCAUCAAAGCCAGCGCUCUGGCCUGCCUCAAGGUUCCUGAGUGCAACUCCUCCUGGUUGGACACAGUCAUACGGCAGAAUCACGUGGUGGAUGUGAGUGUGGCGGUGAGCACCGCCAGCGGUCUCAUCACGCCCAUCGUUUUCAACGCCCACAUCAAAGGCCUCGUCGCCAUCGGCUCUGAUGUGGCGACUCUCGCAGCCAAAGCCAGGGAGGGCAAACUGCAGCCUCACGAGUUCCAGGGAGGAACAUUCACAAUCUCCAACUUGGGGAUGUUCGGUAUCAAAAACUUCUCGGCGAUCAUCAACCCGCCUCAGGCCUGCAUCCUCGCUGUGGGAGGCUCCGAGAAACGUCUGAUGCCCGCUGACAACGAGAAGGGGUUCGACGUGUCCAGCAUGAUGUCGGUAACGCUGAGCUGCGACCACCGGGUGGUGGACGGAGCAGUCGGAGCGCAGUGGCUAGCAGAGUUCAGGAAGCUCCUGGAGAAACCGGUCACCAUGCUGUUGUGAUCAGACUGAACCGCCACAGAGCGGCGGCAGCGGGCGCAGAGCUCACACUGAGGAGCUCUGGUUGGCCCGGAGCCUCGUGUGACUGGCUGGCCUGCCAUAAGGUCACUCCCACUUAGCCCGACGGGGGAAGAGGCAGAACUCACUCCUAUUUCCUGUCUGUCCAUUUCACUGUCUCUCCUAGCUUUCCUUCCUGUCACUCUCUUUCACUAUUUUUAUUUAUUUUGGCCCCAUCCUACGAGAGACCGGAAUUAGGCUUUAGGAAUCCUGGAAAAAAGACUUUAUGUCGCUGAAAUACAGAGAAUAUUUUACAAAAACAAAUGUUACAUGUCUCUCCACUUAGCAUAUUAACCCUAAAACCAGUGGGUGUGUGUAUUUCUGCAAACUGUUAUGUGUCGGGGUGAACAUGGUAAAAUAUAAAAUGAAAUUGACAGAUAAACGGGCCAAAUUUACACACACACACACACACCUGCAUUCAGUGGCCAUACACAUACAGUUGGAAUACUUUAUGCUUUUUCUGUGAGUUAAAACUACGGGGUGUGUAUAAUAAUAAUCACUGUGGAAACACACGGUGUUGUAUAUUUAUGUAUAUGGUGUUGAGCUGUUUGGUUAAAGUAACCAAGUUCCUUAAAGACCUCACCAUAGAAAUGACAAGCUCGUCUAGCUCUGAGGGGUAAGAGACACGGAAAGAUUUGACCAAUUUCUCUCCAUUUUGUUCUAUAGUGUCAAACAUUUUGUUGAUCUUGCAGCUAAAACGCACAAACCCGGUGCUGGAUGUUGUUCAUAACAGCAAAGGAAUAAAUUGGGAGAUUCUGACCUUC